This is a messenger RNA of Ectocarpus siliculosus, 3327 nucleotides long. Lineage: Eukaryota; Phaeophyceae; Ectocarpales; Ectocarpaceae. The record is from the annotation of a GenBank genome assembly.
AUGGUGACAGGGACAGGGAGCACGACAGAUCUAGAGGGAGAGACAGAGAUCCCAUCGGUCGAGACAACAGGGAGCGGGGUCGCGACGACUCACGAGACAGGAACCGUGGAAGUGAUGCUGCUCGAGACAGGGACCGAGGCCGUGAGCAUUCUCGGGAGAGAGACCGCGGCCGCGGCUCCUCUCGUGACAGGGACUGGGGUCGGGAUGAGAGAGAUCGGACGAGGGGUAGGGAUCGUGACUCUUUUGACAAUACGCGAGACAGAGCUCGCCAAUCGGGCGGCCAGGGUCAGGGAAGGCCUAUCGAACAACGGCCCAAUGAUGCAGCCGAUGGGAGGAAAUAUGCCGAUGAUGCAGCCUAUGGGCGUGCCCGGGGCUCCCAUCUUCCCUCCCCAGGGUGGUGGGCAUGGGCAAAUGGUGUUCACGACAACUCAGCGGCCCCAGCCCAAGCUGCCAGGGCCGCACACUCGCACGUACAACAUUUUGCCCAUGAUUUCGUUCAAGGCGUUCAUGGCGGAGCAGCGCGACGAUGUGACACCAGAGGAAUGCAAGCAGCGCUACGACGAGUACAAGGCCGACUACGUGCAACGACUGACACACAGCUUCAUUGAUGUGCACUGCAAAGAAGAAUGGUUCCUCGAACGGUACCACCCAAAGAGAGCUGAAUCAACGAGGUACGCCAAACUGAAGUGGGUGGACAAGGAGUCGGCCGUUUUCGGGGAGCAGCUACGCGCCAACCCGCGGUUGUUCGUCGCCAGCGCUUCGCUUGAUCCUAUUUCCGAGGAACAGCGCUGGGGUGGCAUGGAUAAACGCAAGAAGCGCCCCCGCAACUCGAGUCGGGAGGACGCUUCGGUUGACGCUAUGGAAGAAGACUUGGAUCAACCGGGCGAGACAACGCCUCAGGACGAUAAAGACGAUGGCGACGCCGACUACGACGUGGAUGCGAAGGACAUUUCCGCACACUCCGACAAGGUGGCCUUCAUUCGCCGGAUCCCUGCGUGGGUGUCGACGGACGAGCUUGGACGUCAGAUUGUUGAGGAGGCGCCCCAGCACGAACGCAUUGUUUGCUCGGACGCGGCGAACACGCGCAACGACGACUUCGCCCGCUCAGCGUACAUUGUCUACGAUACGCCUGAGAAAGCGACGAAGGCUGUGCAGCAGCUGAACAAGAUGCGCAUCUAUCAAAAUUCCAGGCCCAAAACCAAAAUCGCCAAGAAGCAGAGCGGAGACGGGAGGUACUUCGAGCUGAAGGUGUUUUCCUACCAGCCGCGCAGCCAAAACUCGGUGGAUCACGACUUCUCCACGGCGAACCGUGUCGCUCAUGACAGCAAGCAGAGCCUGAAGGUUGCGAAGGCGCUUGACGAGGAAUUUCGUCGGGCCGAAAGCACCGACGGCAUCACGGCGCUUCUCGCGGAGCCAGAGGUCCAGGCUGCGCUUGCAUCGUCGUCGUCAGGGGCUGCCCAACUAGAUCUGGUGUGCGCUUACAUGAAGCGUGUCUAUUUCUACGUGUACUACCGGGGGCAGGAGUGCAGGGACGAGGGGGACAUGAUCGCCUCAAGGGGAGCAGGUCGCGGUGUUCCGGCAGCAUCCAAGGAAGAAAUUCAAGAGGCCAUGAGCAAGGCGGACGCCGUGGAGGGCACGAAUGGAAACGGUGUUGCGGAAGCAAGCGUGGGUUCGACCGACAAGGGCGAGACGGGGCAGACCAGCAGACGUGGAUCCGGAACAGAGUUUGUGGACGCUCGUUCCGCUGACCGGAUUAAGCAGGCGGAAAAUGCAGAGGAGACGCGCAAGAAAGACCAGGCGUUUGUUGAGCGCUACGAUGAGCGCGUCAAAGCGGAGGUGACAAAGUGGCAAGCCAUGAACACGGGUCGCACCGAUGAAGGCUACGCCCGCUGCUUAAUGCCCAACUGUGGGAAGCUCUUCAAGGCCCCGGAGUUCGUCCACAAGCAUCUGGUCAACAAACAUCCUGAGAAGUACAAGCUCGUACUCGAUCAGGUGGCGGACCCUUUCGUGCGCGAGUUGCUAAUGGCAGAUGACAACAAGCCCCUGCCUAACAUCGUGGCGGACGCGAACACUCCUCCCGUGGUGCUUUUGCCGGGUGCAAUGGCGAUGGGUGGGACGCUUGGAGGCAUGCCUCAGGGCCCGCCUCCUAUGGGCGCUCCGGGGUUCCCGAUGAUGGGCGGCGGUAUGCCGAUGGGCAUGGGGGGCAUGAUGGGGCCGAUGGUCCCGGGUCAGAUGGGCGGGAUGGGCGACUUUCCGAUGCAGAUGCCGAUGCCGCCGGAUGCCAUGAUGGGUUCAGCCGGGCGCGGCUUCAGAGGCAGGGGCGGUGGAGGUUUCCGCGGCAGAGGCGGUCCCGGGGGGCGUUUCGGAGGACGAGGCAUGGGGAGGGUGGACAGCAUGCCGGAGCCGACGGGACCGAGGGACCCCAGGAGCCUCGUAUCUUACGUUGACGUGGAUGCCCCGAAGGAAACAACACCGAACUUGGACUACGGCGAUGCGUUCCCUUCCAAGUCUAAGAAAAAGAGGAAGACCAUGUAACCAGAGCCCAACAUCGAUACGGCGGCGGUGUUUGUGGUGUUUGCAUGUGGCUUGGCCAGCUUCUUGCGUCACACUGUUCUGUAGCAAAAGUGGUCGUCGCAGGCAGUAGCGCUUAGGAUCGAUAUCAGAUCAGGAGUGGGUUGGUCUUUGAGCACGCGAAUACCUGGGCUUAUCCUUUUAGGGUUGGAUUGUUUUUACGCGGCUUGACCUUGCCCAGCAAGUGCUGUAUUCAAUCUUGUGGCAGGUGUUGACUGCAGGUGCUGCAUCAGACAAUCCCGUCGGCAUCAGACAUUAGGAUUCUGCGGGUCCGUACCAAAAGAGGGUAUGUUUGGCUAGUCGUGACCAGAACUGGAAGCUUACCCGGCACGCGCUGGAAGCAGUGUUCGCCUUAGUUAAUUAUUUGUGGAUGGUGAAGGCGUGGAUCAAGAUGCGCGUCCCCUCUCGUCUACCUUUGGGACGGGCGUUAGACGCAACAGGGGGUUGUUGGAUGUAGAGAUUUCAGACGUCGCUGUAUGGAACUCAGCCGUCGCAGGGGCGGCGGAUGAUUCUGCGGAUGUGGUGUGAAGGUGUCCACAGAGGUUCUUGUGUACCAGCAUGUUCGCGCUACAACUGUAGGCAGAUCCAUGGUAGUUACCACCACGUCCCGAGGUGGAGUGUGAAGCCGAGUUUUUAGGAUGGACAAUCUGGCGCUGGCAUCUAGAGUGCCUAGCUUUCCACAAAAAUGAGGUGCUGCAACAAAUUGAGGAUGUAGGUGCUUGCUUUCGGGUAUCGAUUGAUGUGAUGCACCCUCGC